GGAGAGGGGAGACAGGGGAGGGAAGGGAGAGGGGAGACAGGGGAGGGAAGGGAGAGGGGAGGUAGUGAGAGAGACAGCAGGAAAUGUUUUUGUCUUUGUUUUUUUUUGUAUCAGACGGUGCACAUAUCAGUUACAGCCAGGUGCUGGUGCCCUUUGGUGUUCCUUUUCUCCAGCUACUGUGUUCUCUAUUUCUUGUGCAAUGGAUAUUUGGCUUCAGUGGGAAGUGAUUGUGAGCACUUACACCAACUUCAAAAGCUAGCAAGAGAAAAUAAUCCGCUACAGCAUUAAUCCAAGCAAACAGUCAUGUCUACAGCCUCUUUUAUUGCAUCGCUUUACAUAUUUGUUGGCGGAUUUGGGUUCCUCCUGAGUGCAAUUGCAAUGAUUCUUCUCGCAACACAAUCCCAGCAGCCACUGAUGUCUCUCACUAUCUAUGGGCUCACUGAUACAAUAGCAGGAGUACUAACAGGCAUUGGGGUAUUCUGUGACGGUUGUCUUCAGUUCACUCAUUUGAUGUACAGUAACUCAUGCCACAGAUAUUAUGUGGUAUAUAUUUUGCUUGUGUUUCCCCUGGCUUCAGUAAAUUUCUCAGCUCUGGGCAUGGCCAUAGAGAGGUUUCAGAUUGUGAGAAAUUCUGUGUUGCAAUCAAGUAAGUUCCACCGAUGCUUUCCUUUCACCUGGACAAUGACAACCUGUCUCAGUGCUUUCACAUUCAUGAUUGUACUUUGGGGUAAUACACAUGUAGAUUCUAUCCAGACUAUUAAAGAUUUUUCUUUUUACUGGGAAAAAAGUCAAGAAAUUCGUCACACACGGCAUCUUCUAGAUGACUUGUGGGCAUACAACAGUCAAUACGAUUCCUCUGCAGACCAACAAGAAGAGAUUAUCGUCAAUAUGGUGCGUAGCAUUAUUCAGAACUUCUCUUCGCCUGCCCAAGACAAUGAGCUUAAUGAUAGGUUUAACAAUUCUCCCAUCACUCAACAUCACUCAAAUCUUUCACCAAUGCUUGGACACACAGUAAAUGUUUCCCCUGGAUAUCACAACAUCCUGUCAAAAUUUCCAGUACGGAGAUUCAACACAACUAUUUCACCUUUGGAUUACAACAAAGCAAUUCUUGCUAAAGUUACCAACACUCCUUCCUCUCCAAACCUACCUUCAAGAUCCGAUAUGACCAAGGUGACUGGGUGUAAUGCAACGCAAAGGGAAACAACACGUGUAUCCCAUCCUGGUCCCAACCAGGCAAAGACAUUCCUACCUUCCAUAUCUGACAUUAUCAAUCUUUUGACUGGUCCUCACCAAAAUGUACAAACCCUUCAGGAUCAGGGAACAACUAAUGGGAACCUUAACCAGGAUCAUAUAACAGAGCAAAACCAUGAGACUUCAACUACUCCUGUCAUCACAACCCAAUCAUUCACUGAGUCACACACAAAGACUGCAGAACCCAUAGCCGAGACUAUCAAUUCCGAACUACCACUAAUCACCACACUAGAAGAUUCAGGAAAAAUUACCACAACAAAUUCUGAGCCUGAGACUACUGCUAGUCUACAUGACACGGUUGAUUCAUCUUACGUUGUAACAACUCUUGAUAGCACCCAUAUAAUUACUACCAAGGUGGACUCUCUGAUUCAUGAAUACAGUGAUACAUCAGCAACAUCACCUGAAUUGACUACCCCUCCCACAGCUCAUGAAGGCAUAGAAGUUGAAAUAGAAGCAAAUGUAGCAUCUUCAGAUAAUGCUACAUCUGAUGAACAAGUUUCAGAAGAGACUGAAGUAAAAAUCUUUACAACAGAAACAACUGAAGGGGAGGAGGCUUCAACACCUCCGCUAUGCCCUACCAAUGCCCUCACAGAAAGACCCACAUCUGAUACUCCCAUCACUACCACAACAUCCACCCCUCUUACUGAACACAGAACCACCAAUCGUGAGACAGCACCACAGAUACCAGAUACUGAAAACAUUGCUAGCAACACAGAGUCUGAUGUGCUGUCCAGUUUGAUCCCUUCCCAACAAGAGAACAUUUCUAACGAUUCCCUGAAACCAACUGGGCCUCCCUUGUAUAUCAUAUGUUACACCAAGGAGAGAUUUCUUCAGAGCUACACAACCAUCAUCUUCACCUGUAUAUUUGCCAUGCCAAUUCUAGCCACCACAGGACUAAAUUUGUACAUGGCAUGGUCACUCUCUCACUACAGACACUCCAGACUUACUGAAACCACAAACAACAAUUGGUUAAAACUGCGUAAGGCUGUCCUUCAGGCCCUCAUACUCCUUGCAGCCAAUGCCAUCUGCUGGGUGCCCUUCCUCGUGGAGCGGCUCUUGUAUGCCUGGGCGCCAGACUGGGACUUCCCAUCAGCUGUCCCCGCCUUGCUCUUCCUCCUUGGUCAUUCCCAUAACGUUCUGCGAGGUCUUUUCUAUCUCUGGCAGAAUACUAAGGUUCAAAGCCGUGUUUCUCCUGAGCCAGUCACACCAGCAUCUCUACCUUGCAUGGAAGGGUCUCCAGUCGUUCCAAUGCAAGUCACAACGAUGCUGCCCUUAGAGGGAGACCACCCCUUCCUCGUACCUCAUGCCAUGGAGAGCGACAUCCCCUCACCAAGAACAGCUAAACUGGUGCCAAGGGAACCAAUUGCUACACCUUUGAAUCCUUCCCCUAACUCUACAAAACUGUUAACCCAAAACCAAUAAACUAUGAAGCACAUGCAAUGUUUGGCAAAUAAAAUGUUCAAAAUAAAUAGAGAAAUAUUUGAAAUUUGCUACAUAAAUCAAACACAUGAAAUAAUAAAAAGACCAUUGGACUAAACUGAAUAACAAGGUCAUCAAAAUUCCACUGGUCGAUCCAACAAAGCAGAGCUCACACUGGUUCAUCAUUUGUGAAUAAAAUAUUUUGUAUACCUGUCUUUUCUAUGGUUUUUGUUUUUUGUACUCGAGAAUUUUACUAGUUGGAAAAAUGAUAGAAAAAAAUGUCUAAAAAUGUU
This is a messenger RNA of Penaeus monodon (black tiger shrimp), 2963 nucleotides long. RefSeq lists its product as uncharacterized. Bases 304 to 2673 code for a protein of 789 amino acids. The record is from RefSeq and is a predicted model, not a curated record. The transcript is spliced from 4 exons. NCBI's taxonomy places the organism in Eukaryota, Metazoa, Arthropoda, Malacostraca, Decapoda, Penaeidae.